Molecule: messenger RNA, 5788 nt
Organism: Xenopus laevis (African clawed frog)
Lineage: Eukaryota; Metazoa; Chordata; Amphibia; Anura; Pipidae
Gene: prtg.S
Product: protogenin S homeolog
Exons: 20
Coding region: 630-4097 (1155 amino acids)
Biological process (GO): cell-cell adhesion; negative regulation of neurogenesis
Cellular component (GO): membrane
Source: RefSeq, a predicted model, not a curated record
ACAUAGCAUUAACCUUUUCAUUGCUGCAUCAGGGUUUCGAUUCAGGAAAUAUUUCCGUAGAACACACACAAGGCAGCCAUACAAUACACAGAACGUUAAUAAUGCAUACAAGUAUUUGCAGUUAUGUUCAGGAUUAGGUGCCACAAUGCGAACAGCCAUAGGGGAAGUGGAGCCAUGCCCUGAGGCAUUUGCCAGUCCAAGCGAGCCUGCUAGCUAAACAACAAGCACAUGGUAUCGCCACUGGCCGGCAAGGGAAGUGAUGGGCAUUACAGUGUCCCCAUAUGGAAUGUGUGGGGGGAGGACGGCACCACACAGAACAGAGCCAACCUCUGACCCCGUGCCCUGCGCUGCUGGGACACACAGCGAAUACCUCAGCCCUGCCCCCCUCCUGGCUACACAACAGGAUGCACUAUGUAGUCCCGGCCACUCUAAAGCUUUCCUGUCCCACUGUCCAGCUCCCCUUCAUCUCUUGCUAUUCUCCCUCCGCCUCCUUCUUGCUCGUGUGCCUGCGCAGGAGCGCUCUAGGAAAAAAAGUCCCCGAAGGACUCGGGAGAUCCUUGUGUGAGUCACAGAGGCACACAGAGAGCCGUAAGUGUCAGGACUCUAGCAUGUCAGAAGGACCUCGAUAAAUGGCGGCUUGCAGAAGGCGACUUCCCCACGGGGUGCUCUGUUGGCUAACCCUGCUCAGCCUCCCAGGGAUUUUGUGUUUUAGCGAUCUGAUGUUUGUUAAAGAACCUCAAGAUGUAAUAGUUUCACGGAAAGAUUCAGUGAUUUUAGACUGCCAGACUAAUGGAGAAGCUCCAAUAACAGUCACAUGGAUGAAGAAUGGAAUAAAGAUUUCUGAGAAUGAACGGAUAUCCACAUUUCACAAUGGAUCCUUGUACAUCCGUGAGGUAGAGGGCAGGAAAGGCGAGCAAUCUGAUGAAGGAUUUUAUCAGUGUUUGGCUUUGAACAAAUUUGGUGCCAUUCUAAGUCAAAGAGCUCAUCUUUCAUUAGCAACCAUGUCAGGCUUUGAAGAGCAACCUAUGUCCAUUGAAGUCCAAGAUGGAAGUGUGGCUAGAUUCUCCUGCAAAAUAACAGCUAACUCUCCAGCAGUCAUUACCUGGGAAGUGAAUCGCACAGCUCUGCCCCUUGCUAUGGACAGGAUUACUGUUCUGUCAAAAGGAGUUCUCCAGAUCUAUGGAGUCACAAAGAGAGAUGCUGGAAAUUACAGAUGUGUAGCUACCAGUGUGUCAAACAGACGGAAAAGUGCAGAGGCAACACUGAGUGUUGUGCCAGCCAAGGAAAAUGAAUCUUUCCAGAAACCUGUCAUCAUUGCACCUCCUCAAAAUACAACUACCUCUAUGCAUCAGUCAGUCACUCUGGAAUGUCUGGCUAUAGGAAACCCAAAGCCUAUUGUAUCAUGGAGCAGGAUGGAUCAUAAACCAAUUGAUGUGUUCAAUACACGGGUAGUUGGAAAUGGAAACCUCAUAAUAUCAGACGUUAAGCUGCAGCACUCUGGAGUCUACAUUUGUCGUGCCACCACACCGGGUACACGCAACUUUACUGUGGCAAUGGCAACUGUCACAGUUCUAGCUCCUCCAUCCUUUACUGAAUGGCCUGCGAGUCUGACAAGGCCACGUGCUGGUACAGCCAGAUUUGUGUGUCAAGCAGAAGGCAUUCCAGUUCCAAAAAUUUCAUGGCUAAAGAAUGGCAAAAAAAUUCAUUCCAAUGGCAGAUUUAAAAUGUACAACAGUAAAUUGGUAAUUAACCAGAUAAUCCCCGAAGAUGAUGCAGUGUACCAGUGCAUGGCAGAGAAUAGUCAAGGUUCUGUUCUUUCUCGUGCACGAUUGAUAGUCGUUAUGUCUGAGGACAGGCCCAGUGCUCCACGUCACCUUCGGGCGGAGACAAUGUCCAGUUCAGCCAUCAUUCUCUCUUGGGAACGGCCUCUAUAUAACUCAGAGAAAACCAUUGCUUAUUCUGUGCACUACAUGAAAGCAGAAGGUUUAAAUAAUGAAGAAUAUCAGGUGGUGAUUGGAAAUGACACAACUCAUUAUAUCAUUGAUGACUUGGAUCCCGGCAGCAAUUAUACCUUUUACAUUGUAGCAUAUAUGCCAGUAGGGGCAAGCCAGAUGUCCGAUCAUGUGACACAGAGCACUCUUGAAGAUGUUCCUUUAAGAGCUCCAGAAAUCAGUUUAACUAGCCGCAGUCCAACUGAUGUCCUUAUUUCUUGGCUCCCUAUUUCGACCAAAUUCCGUCGAGGAAAGAUUGUCCUUUACAAACUAUCUUUUCGAAUGAGCACUGAAAACACCAUCCAGAAUGUAGAGCUCCCGGGAAGUGCACACGAGUAUUUCUUGGAAGGUUUGAAGUCAGACAGCCUGUAUCUAGUCCGUAUAGCUGCAGCAACAAAAGUAGGUUGGGGAGAAUCCUCUGCAUGGACAUCUCACAGGACACCUAAGUCUACAAGUAUAAGAGCGCCAAGGUCUCCAGAGCUCCGUUUAGACCCCUUGAAUUGCACAACCAUAGCAGUGAGAUGGCAGCAAGACCCUGAAGAUACUGCUGCUAUACAGGGCUAUAAACUGUAUUAUAAAGAAGAAGGACAGCAAGAAAGUGGGCCAAUACUACUGGAUGUGAAAGAUUUUGAUUAUAACAUAGAAGGGUUAGAUCCAAGAAAAAAAUAUCAGGUGAGACUACUGGCGUACAACAACAUGGAUGAAGGCUACCAGGCAGACCAAACAGUCAGCACGCCAGUCUGUGUGUCUGUUCCUGAUCACGUCAAUCCACCACCACCGCCACCACAUCAUCUCUAUGCUAAAGCAAACAGCUCUUCUGCCAUUUACCUGCACUGGGGACGACCAGCUUUCUCCUCUGCCAAGGCCAUUAACUACACUGUCCGAUGCAAUCCUGUUGGGCUACAGAAUGCUUCCUUAGUGCUUUACCUGCAAACGACAGAAUCUCACAUUUUACUUCAGGAUCUUGAAGCUAAUACUAAAUAUGAAUUUGCCGUGAGGCUUCAUGUGGACCAUUUGUCAAGCCCCUGGAGCCCUGUUGUUUACCAGUCCACCCUCCCUGAUGCCCCACCAAGGCCACCAGUGGGAGUAAAGGUGACAUUGAUUGAAGAAAACACUGCUUUGGUCUCAUGGAAGGCCCCCGAGGAGCUGGAUUCGGCUGUAACCAGUUAUACCAUCAUGUACACAUCUAGAAAGUCCUGGAUAGCUGGUGAAUGGCAAAUUCUGCAUAGAGAAGGAACAAUGACAAUGGCAUUAUUAGAGAAUCUGCUGCCUGGAAACGUUUACCUUGUCAAGAUCUCAGCUGCAAAUGAAGCCGGAGAGGGCGCCUUCUCUAAGGUCGUGGAGUUGGUGGUGGAGUCAAAGGAGAAUAUGCGAGUAGUCGCAAAGUCAAAGCAGUUAGAUUCUGGACAUCGUGAAGAUUAUUCUGGAUUUUACCAUUUGGAUCAGAAAUCCAUGACUGGCAUUGUUGUCGGGGUGUGUAUUGCAAUGACUUGUAUCCUGAUUUGUGUCCUUAUCUUGAUUUACCGAAGCAAAGCUAGGAAAGCAUCCAUUGCUAAGAUUGUUCAGCAAGAAACCAACCUUCUACCUCAUGCAGCUGCAUCAGCUCCUACUGAUAGGCAAGAGAGAAAGACAGCAGACCAAACAGAGGAAAAUACUGGCCCUUUGAUUCCUUCUGUUGAAUCUACCCAUUUCAUAGAUGCCAAGGGUGGCUCAAAUCUCAUCAUAAAUGGCUUUGGGCCAGUUCAGAAUAACACCAAGAAAUCAUGGCCAUUUUUCAAGAACAAUAAAAAUGGCAAUGUUGAACAGCCCAAUAAGAGACUUGUCAAAGCAGCGUGCUUAUAUCAGCCUGGCACUAGAGUUUUGACAGGAGAAGAUUUAUCCCCUCCAUCUCCAGGCAAUCCUGGCACAUUUAAGAUGCGGAACAGCAUUGCAGAUACUGAGCAUUCUGGAAACAGUGAUGAAAGUUGUGAAACUAGUGAUUCUGGACGGUUUUCUCGUGAAUCGACUGAUGAAAUUCACCUGUACUCAGUUAUAUGUCCCACCACUUCUACAUCAGAUUCCUUUACCAGCCAUGAAUGUAGACAGAACUCUGCUUUAAGUGAAUAAGGAAGACCAUUCAAGUGUCCGGGGUUGUGGAGGCUUCAUCUGUCUCACCUUCUCCGACACAUUUCUCCACAACCAUUUCAAAAAGCAAAAUCUCUUCAAGCCACUUCAGAGGCAGUAGAGUUUGUUCGAAGGACAAUGAACGGAGCUGUAAACAUUUCACCGAUAUAGCUUACCUCUUCUGUAUGUCCAUUCACUUUGAAGGUUGGCUUGCUAGAUAGUGUUGGAUUUAAUUGGUUUUACUCAAAUUGUCAGUGCUGCAAAGAAAUAUCAAGCAGUGUCUUUGAUUAAUGUCUACCUCAACUGGUCAGAUGAUGAACUUCAUUUUGCUGCUUUUCCCACAUGUAUGUUUGUUUGUGUCCCCUACACCAGCAGGGCCAGUGUUAUAAAUGAUGGGAUAUUGGGCUACCUGCAUAUGGUGUCCCCAAUUUGAGAAAAAUUACUCAGGGAAGUUUAACCUUCAUCCCUCCAGCAGUUGUUGAGCUUUUAUAUGUUACUGAAGACUGAGAGUUGUAAGUCAACAACAGCUGUAGGGACACUGGUUAGACAUCUCAUAAUAAUUAGCAACUUUCUCAAGGACAUUUUAAGGCCUGGGGACACUUAUGAGGCUGGGGACCCAUGGCAAAUGCUUGCGCUGCCCUGCCUAAAAACUGGCCCUGCACACCUCAAUACUUCCUAAUUGUAAUGUAUGUUAUUUUGCUAUGUGUAUGAUGAAUGUUCUACUCAAGGGAUUGUAAAGGCACAAAUCUUAUAUAGCUUAUCUAAAGCUUUGCUUCCAUACCAAUAUCUGUCAGUAAAGGCAACAGAGGUACACGGUUGUGCAUUAUGCCCAUAAGCUGUUUAAUUUUGCCGUAUGUAAUUGAUUUCAGCUAGCAGUUUUCAGUAUUGUCAUUUAAAAGCACUUCAUAUAUAUAUCUAUAUAUACUUUGAUUUUGUAAGUCUUUAAAAAAGGACCAAUUCCAUUUCCGUGUGCCCUGAUAUAACAGCAACAAAGCUCUGAACAUGGGUUAGAAACCUUUAAUUCUUUGCUCUUCUUUAAGAAAAAAUCUUCAAUGUUCUGUUCAGCAUUUCUACCUAAAGCAAUCUUAAAACAGUUUCAAAACAACAUUAACUACCUAGUAACUACUGUGCCUUUCCCACUCUUGGUAACACACAACUGCCUUAUUUCAUGACAUUCAGGAAGCUUCUCAGGUGAAUGGCAAGAUGCCUUAAAUUCCUACAUCAUUAAUGUGGCAUAUCUCUAGAAUUGCAAAAGACUUUUUAUGGUUUGUUUGUCCCACCCCAAAAAUAUAUAUACAGUACAUAGUGCUCUAUAGAUCAUGUCACCAACUUACCUUAAAAACGCAAUUCAUAUUAGAUAAAAGAUGAGAAGAGCAAACUAACAGAUACUGUUACUUAAAGUUUUGCCACUGAUUAAUAUGGCUUAUGUAACAACAACUACCCAUAUUUAUUUGGCAGAAAGGACCAUGUUUAUUUGUAGUGAGCCUGAGCCAAAAACAGGGUGGUCCCAGGGACGUCUUCCUCAAUUGCAAAGAUUGAACCCAGAAUGAAUAUGGUAUGUUGAAAAUCAUUAUACAGGUAUGGAACCUGUUAUCCAGAAUUCUUGGGACAUGGAGAUUUCCGGAUAACUGAUCUUUCCAUAGUUUGGAUAAUUAGAUUUUAGUUUGGAUCAUGUACAAGGUACUGUUUUAUUA